GUUCCUGUUUCAGUUUGACAGACCUUAAUACAUAGAAAGAAACUUCCUCACAUACGAAGAAGUAACUGCACAGGCUGCUUAUCUCCUGUAGAACAGAGACGUUUGAUUGUUACCACAACUCACAUUCAGAUGGAAAGUUUUCAAGUUUCAUCAAUGUAAAGUCUUCUGUUAUUUAUACCUAUGUGACAAAAUGCCUUCUUCAAUUGCCUUGAUUAUUUUUUUUCACCUGGUAUAUUCUGAAGCUAUACCAGACAGUGAACAAAUUGUAGAAAUCCCCCCACCUACAGACUUUAUUAAUACAGAAAUACGUUUAGGAGUUUUUAACUUCACUUGGAAUUCGAACCUUUCGUAUAAUAAGGAUUAUGCUGUACAUUACAAGGUGUGCAUUGGGGAUCUAGGCAAUGAAGACUGUAAGGAACAGGAGAUGAAAGUUGCUCAUUUUAAAAGAUUUGUAUCCAGAGGAGUUUUUGCAAAAGUUAAAACUAUUGUGUUUUCUGGUAAUAGAAAAGUUGAAAGCAAUUGGACCGUGAAGACUUUUCCGCUUUCAAAAGGCAUAACUGAACAAGCAUUACAGAAUGUGUCCUGCAUUUUGUACAACUUUGACCAUGUAAACUGUACGUGGGAAACAGCAAAGGAAGUGCCAGAUGAUGCACAGUACUCGGUUUAUUUUGGGCAAAGAAAUAGACAUUUUUCAUGUCAUCAAUUUAUUAGAAAUGAUCAGAGGAAAAUUACUGGAUGCCAUAGCAAAAAAGGGACGGAUUUUCUUGAUAAAAGACUUUACCUACUUAUCAACGUGUCAGGAGUAGACUUCUAUUCUGCUCCCAGAUUCAGAUUUGAGCCAUAUAAAAUAGAGAAGCUCAACCCGCCAGAAAAUAUCACAAUAGCAAAAAAAACAGAUGGUUUACACAUUGUAUGGGAUCAGCCAUAUUCAUUACUUACCAACACAAAAAAAUGCUUUAUUUAUGAAGUAAAGCUAAGUGAAAACGAACGAUUCUUUGAGCCAUUGAAAAUCAUUAAGGACAUUAAUUGUUCUAUAACAACUUUUGACCCAACUAAGAGCUAUUCUUUACAAAUACGAGCAAAGAGAUCAUCAUCUUGUAGAGAAAACCUAUUUUGGAGUGACUGGAGUAAAACCAUUAUGAUAAAUGGCACAUCUCCUAAUCCCACAGUAUUGUUAGUUGUCAUAGCUGUGAUUGUGUCUGCUUUCUUUCUUACUGUGUUCAAGUGGAAAGGACCAAAGGUUUUGCGAAAACUUUUCCCGCCAAUUCCUAGCCCUACCAAUAAAACGAAGCAGUGGUUGGAAAAAGAAGACAUUAUCCAGCCUUUCAAUCCAAGGGGACACCCAACCGAUAUUGAGAACAUUAUUAAAAUUGAAGAAAAUGAAGAAAGUGAUACAUUGUGAAGAUGCCUAUAUUUAUAAAGUGAAGAAGAAAAGUAACUGAUGAACUGAUUACUAACUAUUUUAAUAAUUAGCUACAGCAGUUCAGCUUCCACCAUGCUUUAGAACUAGGCAGACUAACGCGCGCGGGCGAGAGCGAGAGAGAUUUUGUUCUUCUGCAGUUUGUUUAUUCAGUACUUGUAUAAAUAACUAGAAUAUUAUUAAUCGGUUAUUUACUCUGCAAUGAGUGACCGAAUGUAUACAAUGUCAUCAUAAAGUGUCUGGUCUAGCAUUCAAGAAUCAGACGCUCUUUUUGCUUAUGUUAAUGUCAACCAGUUGCAAACCUACCAUUUUAUAGGAUGUUUAUAUCCAUUUUCCUGUAGCUAGGUUAGAUUGCUAUUGGGUGGCUACAUUACAUUAUUUUCUUUUUCUAAAGCUACAGGUGAGAAACAGUAAGACAUGUUUAUUAUUUUUAUAUACAUUUUCAUAUGUCGUGUUUCAUCUGUGUGUUCUCUAUUGUUCUCUGUCAUUGUUUCUGCUAAGAUUAUUAUUUAGCAGGGUUAUUUUCACCACUGAAUUUGCUUCUGAGCAGACUCCUAAUGCUGAAGUGAAGUGGUUUAAAACUACCACUAGACUUGUGCAGCUAUUAUUUAUGUCCCCUCACUGUAAAUUUUAAUUUCCUCUGCAAAUUCCAAAUUUCUACUGCUAUGCCUUACACAUAUUAGUAUGUUUUAAUUUUAUAGUGCAAGGCAAAAUGGAAGGACUCACAUAUUUUCCCCCAGUUAUGAGUUUUAAUAUCUUGAUUUCUUGGAACCCUAAUCAUAGCUGGCCAGUGAGAGAAGAACAGUGUUUUCAGUGGUUUGUGUUUGAAGACUGUAUGACUUAAAUCGCCAGUAAACAUUUACACUGUACAGUAUUUGUGCAAGAAUAUGUAAACCUUUGUCUUUUAAAUUGACUACCCAUGCACGUAGCACCACAUGACAUUGUUAUCUGCGGUUAGAUUCAAAGAAUGUAUUGGAAAACAGAGUUCAGACAGCAGAGCACAUGUCCUCUUAAAUAAAGUCUACAUAGCUCUCAGCUUCUUGUUCCAGUGGAAACAGGUGUGUCUUGAAAGUGUCUGUGAUUUUCGAUGCCUGACUGUUGUUUGUUACUGUAAGUUGCACAUGUCUGGGGUUGACCUGUUUUGACCCUAUUGCAUAGAUGGGGGGUGUGGCAGAGCAAAGCAAAGCAAAGCUCUGCCCUUUAUAAAUUGGCAGGGAUGCGGUUACAUUCCCC
This is a messenger RNA of Polyodon spathula (Mississippi paddlefish), 2653 nucleotides long. Its product is annotated as interleukin-5 receptor subunit alpha-like. The transcript is spliced from 12 exons. Gene Ontology annotation, cellular component: external side of plasma membrane. The record is from RefSeq and is a predicted model, not a curated record. Bases 191 to 1402 code for a protein of 403 amino acids. Gene Ontology annotation, biological process: cytokine-mediated signaling pathway; immunoglobulin mediated immune response. Gene Ontology annotation, molecular function: cytokine receptor activity; protein binding. Lineage: Eukaryota; Metazoa; Chordata; Actinopteri; Acipenseriformes; Polyodontidae.